This is a messenger RNA of Trichoplax adhaerens, 624 nucleotides long. RefSeq lists its product as uncharacterized. NCBI's taxonomy places the organism in Eukaryota, Metazoa, Placozoa, Uniplacotomia, Trichoplacea, Trichoplacidae. The transcript is spliced from 5 exons. The record is from RefSeq and is a predicted model, not a curated record. Bases 1 to 624 code for a protein of 207 amino acids.
AUGCCACGCAUUACAUCUCCAAUGACUGUUCUUUCGGAAGGAAUUCGGAAAAUUAAUAUCCAUUUAAACAUUGUCAUUGUCUUGACAGUGAUUCAAUUGGCCGCCACAGUACCAGCUUUAGUAAUGCCUUGUAGAUAUGGUCUGUAUGUGCUCAGCUUAGUACAAUAUUAUAACUCAUUCUGGAUUGCUGGGCCGAUGCUGGUUUUUGCCCUUUCUGGCCGUUAUAUCAACAAAAAUCUAACACUAGAAGCUAUAACAAUACAUAAAGGGUUGAAUAUCAUAUGUAUACUUUGUGUUGGUGCGGGUUACGUUAUUCUGGGCUUAACCUACCAAGCAUUACUCUCAGUCAGCGAUUCGUCUAUUUCGAUUUCUUGUGGUUCGGUGCUCGUUUCUUUUAGCCAAUAUCAAACCAUAGCUAUCGUCGUUGCAGUUAUACAUUCUAUCGUCUACAUUUAUUACAUGUCGGCUUGUGGAACAACUUGGAGAACAUACAUUAUUUGUGUUGCAAGUAUGGCUUUAUUACAAACUGGCAGUAAUUCAAGAAUUCCGGUGCAACAACUACGCGACGAACCUCCCGAAUAUGGGCAGGAUCUCGAAUGUAAUUUAAGGGAUAUAUUGAAGUAG